Messenger RNA from Solanum stenotomum, 848 nucleotides. Its product is annotated as putative germin-like protein 9-2. The record is from RefSeq and is a predicted model, not a curated record. NCBI's taxonomy places the organism in Eukaryota, Viridiplantae, Streptophyta, Magnoliopsida, Solanales, Solanaceae. The coding region runs from base 1 to 627 and encodes 208 amino acids. The transcript has a single exon. Gene Ontology annotation, molecular function: manganese ion binding. Gene Ontology annotation, cellular component: cell wall.
AUGGCCUGGAUUUCCACUAAAUCAUCCUUAUUAGUUCUAAUUUCAAUUUUUACAAUUGUCAUAUCAAGAACAACAAUAGCAAGUGAUCCAGACAUCCUUUCAGAUUUCGCGUCCCCUGAAAAUCAAACCUCUGUUGAUGGCAAUUACUUCACAUACACCGCGAUGCGCGGUAUAUUUCAAAAAUCAGUAGAUAAAUGUACUACAACAAAGGCUACAAAGGCAGAGUUUCCAGUUCUUGAUGGUCAAGGAGUGUCACUAGCUGUGCUUCAAUUCCCUCCAGGUUCUGUGAACCCGCCUCACUACCAUUCUCGUGCAGCUGGACUUUUCCUCCUCCUGGAAGGCGUUUUAGAGGUUGGUUUUGUCGAUACGAAGGGUGUUCUGUAUACUCAGAGACUAAAAGCAGGGGAUAUUUUUCUGUUUCCUAAAGGACUACAACAUUAUCAGUAUAAUUUUGAUUAUAAGAGAAAAGCAGUUGGUGUAGCUGCUCUUGGUAGUGCUAGUCCUGGAACUGUUACAUUGCCAUCAUCAAUUUUUAAUAGUGGAAUUAGUGAAUUGGUACUUGCUAAGUCAUUUAAGACAGAUGUUAAGACGAUUAAGAAGAUCAAAGAAGCAACCACAACACCCUGAUAUCACUCUCCAGUUGUCAGAGGCAGAUUCAAGAUUUAAAUUUGAUACGUUCAAUUUUUAAGAUUCUAAGCGUUGUAUUCAUUGUAGUGUAAGCUUAUGGGUUCAGAUCUAGUGUUUCUUGAUGCAUUUCUAUACUCCAUGUCGAAAGUUAUGGAUUCAGAUUAUUCUGUAGUCAAAAAGGCUACAUUUGUCCCCACAUAUUGUACUACUAUCAUUUUUUA